CAACUACAAUACGACCACGUAAGGAAAAAAUUCUGUUUUCCGUGAUUUUGAAAUGUUGAAAGAAGCAACUUCUAUUCUCAAACAAGCGGUUGAUGAAGGUCGGACGGAUAUAAUAAAGUCUGUCAUAUCUGCAUGUGGCUUUACAGAAACUGAGCAAGAUAUAAAAGAUCAUCUUUUGAAUAGUCUGUCAACAGAUUAUGGAACGAUACUCCACCUAGCAACAAAGAAGGGGCAGACAGACAUAAUCCGUGCUUUACUGGCCAGCGGUGCCGACCCAUGCAUUCAGAACACUGACAGUCAAACACCACUGGACUUGGCUGAAAGUACGCAUGUGCAGCAUGUCUACAAUGAAGAGUUGCUACAGGCAGCAGCUCAGUCUGAUAUUGGUAAAGUGUGUCAGCUGAUUGCAGCAGGCGUCAACGUUAAUCUCAUAGACAGCGAAGAAAACCGAAACACCCCUCUUCAUUGGGCAGCAAGCUUUGGAGAUAGAAAGGUCAUUCGAUCUCUGUGCUCUCGGGGUGCUAAUGUAAAUGCCAUUAACAGCCAAGGUGCUACUCCGUUACAUGAUGCAGUAAAGCGAGGAAGUUGUCCGGAAGUAGAAGAAUUAAUAUUCUGUGGGGCAGAUCCAACCAUAAAAGCAACUUCUGGAAAGUACUCUGGUUCCUCGCCUAUUGAUCUUGCCAAGGGUAACGUGCAGUUACUAGAAGUGUUAAAGAAACAACCAAUCAUACCUAUGAACACUAUGGCAAACGGCAGCAUUUCGGAUAAAAUAAUCCUGGCAAAGAUGUCUCGGAGUGAUUCUCUGGACUCGUCAAUAACCAAUGACGUCGAGAGUCUACAUUCGCCAAGACUUGUGAUUGAAAAUGGGCCACCUGGCGAUGAGGAGGUGGCCUCAUCUACACCCGUCAAAGGAGAUGAGGAUGUAAUCGUAUCUACACCAGUCGAAGGAGACAAAGUGGUGACCACAUCUACACCAGUCAAACAAUCUACAAGCGUAGAAAAGAUCUGUGAUCUCCAGAACCAGAGUCAAGUUACCACACCACCGCCCCCAUUAGUAACGGACGAGAGACUUAAUAACCUUUGGCCCCAACCACAGAAGAUAGUCCAAAAAGAUGGCAAGCCUUUCAGACCAUCUGAAGUAUUACAUUUCUAUAUAGCAGAGGGCGUUACAAAGGGUUCUGCCCAUAGGAUUCUCGACAUCCUCAAUUUGAAGAAGGAAGAACUGAAUGGCUUGGCCUAUGAACAAGAUGUAAACAUAGCGCCAAAGAGAUUUACAACGGCAGAUUUUCCAGUCGUCUGCCACAUCAAUGAACAGCUGUUUGCAAGAUCCGAAUGUUACAGAUUGACCAUCACUGAGCAUCAGAUAAAAAUCACCGCAUCAGACCCAUGUGGAUUCUUUUAUGGUCUGAAUACGCUCAUCCAGCUGUUAAGAUUGUGUUCGCGUGAAGAUGGCAUCCCAGCUUUACAGAUCCACGAUUGGCCAAGUAUGAAGUAUAGAGGUGUCCUGCUUGACUUCUCCAAAGGAAGAGUACCAAACAUAGACACUGCCAAGAAUCUACUGGGAAUUCUUUCAAGCUUGAAGAUCAACAUGGUAUAUCUGUAUACAAGAUUUAACGCCCCGAAUAGUCAGAAGUGGCAAUUUGUCUACUCAAAAAGUGAUUUAUUGACUCUGGAGAAAUUCUGCCUUGAGAGAUUUAUCGACCUGGUGCCUGUACUUGACGUGUCUCCGUCAGUGAGUUACCCUGAUCUCAGCGACCUCUAUUAUGAUAUACAGGAAUUCAUCAGCUGUUUUGUCAGUACAAGGUUUAUUAGCCUAGGUCCAAGAAUGAGUAGCUUUCUCCUCGACACAACUGAAGAUGAUGCAUUAGUCCUAGAUGAUGCCCAGAAGUUACUCCCCCUGCUAAGAAGUCACACACCUCAAGUUUGCGCCUUUGUAUUCCAUGAAAAUCUCGAGGCUAUGCAAGAUAUUAUUCCGCCAGAUAUGAUGCUUUUGGAAUUUGGAUUUCAGGCUGAUUAUAAUUUUCAUAAGUACUCCAAAGAAUAUGCAGAGAUUGGCCUUCCAUUUGUGAUAUGCCCUGGCACGGCCGCCUGGAAUAGCCUCGCUGGAUGUCCAGAAGCAGCGAUUGGUAAUAUCUACAACGCGGUGAAAGCUGCCUCGUCCCAUAAUGCAUUAGGAGUGAGCGUAUGUCAUUGGGCAGGUGUUGGACAUAUGACGCAUCAGCCAUUCAGCUGGCCUGGACUUGUCAUAUCUGCAGGACUUUCGUGGAAUUCAACUUCUCAUUGGGAUUACUUACAUGCCAACUUGGCUCAGUUGCUAAACAACUUCGUGUUCUUUGAUGAAGGGUCAGUUAUGGGCCAGGUCAUCCUCGAGUUGGGCCGGGCCGAGACGUAUGUGAUACGGUGCUCAAGAAAUCAGCAUGACAAAACGCUUAAAAACCCUGACAAUCUUGACCCUGCUAUGCAGGGGCCAAAGACCCUGUUGUACACCACUGGUAAUGACAACAGUAACCUGCCAGCGGAAAAUGGUUCAACCCUGGCCAUGCUCUUGUCUCAUCCAGAUGAAGUCACGUUAGAUCUGUUAACUGCUGAAAUAUUCCAGAAGACCAUGCGACAUAUCCGUAAAUGUCAGAGUGAGGUCCAGAAGGCCAAGUUGAAGUGUGCUCAAUCAGAACAUAUCAUCUCAGAGGUCCAGCUGACAGCGGAUCUGAUGCUGUUUGCUUGCAGGGUUGGACGGUCCCUUGCCAACAUCGGCCGUAACCCAGGUGCUGCUGCUGACGCGGCAGGACUGGCUGUGAUAAAUGUGGGUAUCGCUAACUUGCUGCCAACGACCAAGACCGACUUGGCUAACAGGUUGUUGGGCUUAGUCGAAGACUACAAGAAGAACUGGAGCCUAAGGAAUGUUAGCCAGAGCCUACAGUCCUCUCUCACUGCCCUGACAUCAAUCUUCAAGGCACUAGUACCAGAGGGACAACUUGCAGAACCUUGAUUUAUUCGACCCAAGACUUUAGCUCUUUGCUCCCAUAACGUCAUCAUUGUCCAGAUGUUUGUGGCAUUGGAAGAAAAAAAGAGUGACAAGAACUUUUUUAAUUCUUAUACUCUCCUUGCUACAUCAUUUAAUCCUCACAGUUCAGGUCCUGAAUUGCAUCCGCUUCUUGCUGAUAUUCGCUUAAACCUGUAAAUAAUUCAGCUGCAUUAUUGUCCACCUCGGACGCAUAUUGUCGUAGACUUCUCCUUGGCAUGAAGGCAAGCAAUCGAUCAAAGGUAUUUUCAUCCUUUUCUAAGUAUGUAAAUUUCCUGAAGUAAGCAUGGCAUGUUUCAAAUUGAUUUCGAUCCUCGACGUCUGGAUAUUUCACCACAACAAGCCUUGGGUGUUCCUUCUCUGUAAUCCAGUAGUUAUAGGCUGUCUUGAACUCGUACUGACAGUGCUCACGUCCCAGAUAUGCAUUCGACAUGACAAUUAUUGUCCGUCUACUGUGCUUUAUGGCGUUGAAUUCAUUUUGCUGCACUGUAAACCCUGGCACAAAAUUUAGUCUGUGUUGGCAUAUUUUGUACGGUGGCUCAUUCUGUUGUAGGCAGGGUAUAAGUUCUUGCUCAACCCAAACGCGGUCGUCUUCACAAUAAGACACAAAAGCAUCAAAUACCAUGCCGGUUAUGUCAUCAUCGUUUACAAUAGCAUCUCUGGUUAACGUUAGCAGUUGAAUCGUUUCCCUUUUAAAGAACUUCCAGGUCAACCAAAGUACUAAAAGUGCCAAGGUCAUAUUAAGUACAAAAUGUUGCUCAAUGUAAAAUGCUAAUUUUGUAUCCUCACAGAGUGAUUCAUCAUCAACCAUGUACACCAUCCUACCUCUGUUCCUUUCUGGCGUCACACAUACAAUUUCAUCUGGCCGUACAAGAGUUUUGCGUGCAAUUAGCUGAUUUAGUAAUUUUAUCAUCAACAUUGCGCUACAGCUGCAAUCCCAUGUAUUGUUAUAUAGAUGUAGUUCAGUUAGCCUUUCCCAAAAUGGCACCCUAGUGUGUGAGCCUUUUUGAAGUGAGAGGGUGUGUUCAUCCAAAGUCAGUUUAGUUAACUUGUUGCCAUUUAAGUACAAGUGAGUAAGAUGCGAUAGUUUUUCAGACAAGUAAAACAGAAAUUCAUUAUCAAUAUCUGCUAUGCUUGAAUAACUCAAAUCUAGGACCUUUACAUGUCCCUUGAUGGACCUUUCCAAAAUUUCUGUUAUGAGUAAAUUUUCUGAAUGGUCUAAGCUUAUUUGACUAAAAUUGUUCUGAUUUAGGUAAAUAUUUACAUCAAUUCCUUCAGGGACGUGAUGUUUUGUUGCCGACAUAUUCAACUUUAUCGAAAAUCCUGCAUCAAGAACUGGUAACUUAUUCAAAUUCAAGUUAGAGCAAUUAAUUAUGAGAAUUGGUACAGAGGGCUUAAAGAGGAUUUGGCAAUCCUCUUGUGGGAGCAGGUUACAGGAUAAUUCAUCAAGGAGAUCUUUGUCUAACAGAUUGUAAGAUUUCAUUGAAGUCGGAGUAUCACAGGGGUACUGUUCUCCAUGGUUCCAAUAGAAUAUUUCGUGGGCUCGAUCUUUGGAAAUGAUUACGUUCUUGGUGUCGUCUGCUUCAUUUUGUCCUGCCUGUGAUAUGAAAUCAUGAAUUGCUCGUAGGUAAGGGUAUGCCUUACAGUCACAAUGGAAAGGGUUGUUGGGGAGGUGGACGUGGCAGAGAAGAGUGGCGUACCGAUGAACCAUAAUGGAUGUCCGACCGAACACAUCUUUGAGUGAUUUUAUUCUGUUAUGAUCCAACAGGACUAAGUUCCGUAGUGGAUCUCUCUUGUGGUCAUAACUUUUUAUGCAGGAGCCGAGGAUUUUCUCGUCUAUAUUCUUGAGGAUGUGUGCAUUGGGCAUGUUGGACCAUGUACACUUUUCAAUUUUGUUGUUGGAAAAAUCGAUUAUUUGUACAUUCAGAAAAAUCAGACUCAGUGGAGCUACCGUUAGUUUGUUGUUUGAAAUAUUCAUGUAGUUGAUUUUAGGCAAAAUUGUUAUAUCUUGUGUGCCAUUUAGGACUCCAUCCAGUAUCUCAGUGAUAUUGUUGUGGUCAAGACGAAGUGUUUCAAGAUAAUUCGCUUUUCGUAAGAUGUUGAGGUCGAUCACUUUUAAUCUAUUGUAUGAGAAGUCCAAGGUUUUUGGAGUUCUCCAGAACAAAGAUUCAUCAAGAUUCUCUAUGAGAUUGUGCUUUAGGUUGAUAAAUUCCAUGUACAUGUAGCCCAAACCAGCUCCAGGGAGAAUGUCCCAUGGCAUUUGAAAUGUUUUUAAAUGGUUGUUUGCCAGGUUCAAUGUCAACAGAUUUGUAGCAUCUUUAAAUAUACGGCUGUCAAUAUAAUCUAAACGAUUGUAGGACAGAUCCAAGAACCCUAGACUACUCGGAAUUAUAAAAUCAACUUUUUCAAUUUCAUUAUGUUGAAACAGCAAUGUCAUAAUUUUGGUCAGUUUUGAAAUGGAGUAUGGCAAAUACUUUAUACUGUUGUGUGAUAGAUCCAGUUGCAAUAUUGGUAGGCCUAUGCUAUAUCUUGAUGAAAAGUGAAAGUUAACUUCAGUUAACGCAUUGUUUCUCAGAGACAGGAAAACCAAAGAAGUAAGCUGUGAGAAGGCGUUGUCUUUGAUAUAGGUGAUUUGGUUAAAGGACAAAUCUAAGUAUGUCUGAUAUCGCCCCGACCCAAAGGUUAUUUCAUUGAUGGACUUCAAGGCAUUGAAAGAGAAAUCUAAGAACUUUAGCUUCAGCAUAUUGUGCAGGCACGCUGGUAGCACUUGUAUUUCGUUGUCCACUACUGCAAAGCGUUGAAGACUUUCGUACUGGCAAAUGGUGUUUGGGAGAACUGUUAAAUUAGAUCGUGUGAUUUCCAAGCUGGUAAAAUCCAUAACGUCUUUUGAUUGAAGAAGUUUGGCUAGCAACUGCCCAAAGUCUUUUUCCUGUUGUUGGAGACUGACACUUCCUCCUUCUCUACCAAUGAUGAUAAUACUUAAACACCCACGCCAAUAAGCUCUAAAAUGUAAUUUAGAAAGUUCAUCACUAUCGUCGAACUUUAAGCGAAAACCAGGUCCAGAAUCAAGUAGCCUGUUCCAUUCGCUCGAAUUUCUGUCACUGCUGCGAUGGAAACUGGCUGGUUUAAUCACACUGUAUUUGUUGACUUCAUCAUGGACAAUUCUUGGUUGCACUGUUUCUGUUUCUUUACAGCUAAAAUUGAAGUGUCCCUGAGCUUUUACUAUGGGUAUUUCCCCAUUGGUUGUUUUGCAUAUUAUUCUGCCUGUGUCCAAAUUGAGGUUUCCAUCGUUCAGAAUCAGAGAAGUACGUUCAAUUAUGUUUCCUGAUCUGCAGUCAUAAUUUUCAGUGUUCUGCACUAUGGUACUACACAUGCAAGCAAGCAAAUCGAAGCUGUACUCUGUGAUGUUGUAGUCUUCGUAUCCACCAGUUAUGCUUCCUGUCGGUAUUUGGAAGGCAAUGCUGAACGUGAGAGUCAUGGGCCAUGCGCAUCUUCUCAGCCAGUUCACAGAUUCAUCACAGUUGGCGGAUGACGCUGUGAGAAGGAUUACAAUCAUAAUCAGCUUCAUGGUUCUGCGCUGUGCCUGUAAAGUAAACCAACACCGUAGUUAUUCUACAGCAAUAUUACAAUAGUAUUACAUGUAUAUUGUAUUGUGCUGUAAAAGAUUUAGUCGCGCUGCUACUAGAAUGGCAUAUUCCAGUACCCAGGAGGAACCCCCAUUCAACAUGCCAACUCUAAACCCGGGGUUACUUGAAAUUGUUUCUUUCAGUCUAAGAAUGAAAUUGUUACAGAGAAUCAAGUUGCCAUGACUGGAAUUCGAAGCACAGGCCUUUGGAUUGGCUGUACACUGCUCUACCAGUUGAGCUAUCGAGGUAUCUCUUUCAGUGUACAAACUGUUUUUCCAGGAAGUACCGUAGAACCUCCCAUAGCGGACACCUCUCUAUUAAGGACAACCUCUCUAUUAAGGAUAUAGGUUUGGUCCCAAAUUCGUUGUUUCAAUUCAAUUUGACCUCUCUGAUCAGGACACCUCUCUAUUAAGGACAGCACUAGUCAGUCCCGUGGGUGUCGUUAAUAGAGAGGUUCUACUGUACUUGUACUAUUCCUGACUCUUCACAACUCCCCACUCUUUUCUUAUGACAAGUAUGGUGUUCCAAGGCUUACCUUAUCAGUGUUAAGUCUUGAAAAUGUCUCUCCAGUCGUUGUCGGACAUCUUGAAUCAGAAAAAUCAGCAGAUUUAUAAGUUGCUUCCUGGAGUAAUCUUGGCCUUCCAGGUUCUAAUUAUGAAACUGUGGUUAAAAUUGGCCUGGGAUUUGGGAAUACCCUGUUUACAUAUCUGGUCAGAUUGUGUUGACUUGUUGACCUGUUACUGUCUAAUGUGUCAUUCAUUGUCGACAUUGAUUAAGGAACUAUCCAAUGGAUAGAGUGUGUAUAUCCAUUUGACAGUGAUUAAGGUUCAUUUUGAGAUAUUAUGGCCUAUGACAACAAACAAAUCGGUCAACCCAAUACUAGAAAUAUAUUGGUUUGUUAUCGUGAUGUUUUUACAUAACAAUAGCCCAACAGAAACUUUAUGUUUCCAGUAUUGAUUACACGUACAUGUAAUUGAGUAGCCUAUUAAUUGUUGUAUUGUGUUGGUUUGUUUAUCAUUGUCAUACUGGGAAUUAUGCAUUGAAAUAUUCUUCUGGAGUACAAUUUUAAAAUGACGGUAUCUGUUACAUGAUCAUAGUGAAAUUACAUUCCAAUGGUCAAAUGACCUAAUGUUACAUUACAAUGUACAUGUACGUGUAGUAUUUGUUGCCUGGUGCGGCUCUGCUGCAAAUGAUAAUUUGAUGUAGUUCUAGUUUAUCUUGGUAUCAAGACAUGCUUUUAGGGCUUUUAAUUUACAUGUAUGUGGAAUGCCCACAUAUGUCGGACAUGCCUUAUUAGAGGGGGAGGGGGGGGGGGGGCUAAAUGGUGACAAUAAACAUAAAUAGAUUCAAAUCUGAUCCUGAUGCCUUGAAAUAUCAUUAGAAGAUCUGUUUUAAACUACUGGGUGUUCUCAAAUUCAUGUAAUUGAAAGCCCUAGCUAUUGCAUGUCAUCACAGAGUUACUGUGGUAGCCUUUGCUUCUGAAUGAUUUCAGUGAAGAUAGAUAUAAGGGUCAGCAUCUGGUGACUUAACUACAAGAUAAAGUAUGGGACUUACCUUUUGUGCUAAAGUUAAAAGUGGUGAAAGUUAUGGCAGUAAAAGCUUAAGGUAGGGGCAUUAUAUAUAAUUGGGAAGUUGCAAUAUCUUCAUCUGUCAUUGAAAUUUAAUAUAUUCAUAUUAUCAAGAAUUAAUAAAGUCUAUUGUUCAUGAGGAAUUCCUGAUCAUGAAAAGAAGUGCUAGGGUAAAACUUCAAUAACUUGGACCAUCUUGAUCCAUCUAAAUUAACAUUUCCUGCACCAUCCAACUCAAAAUUAUUUUAUUGUCAAGAAAAAAACUUGACCCAAGGUUACAUGGUUCAAAUCAUGAGCUCCUCGACCGUAACUUCGAUGGAAACGAGGAUUGUAAGUUAAAGGACAGGCUGACAUUAAUCCUAGGUAGUUCAAGAUGGUUUAUUAAAGCUAUGUAUCAAUUUCAAAACAUGAUUUGGUUAUUGGUGUUCACUGUCUGAAAAUCUGUCCAAACACAAUAACAUAAAUAUUUAUGGUGUUGGUUAAUCGUGUUAUGCUGAGCAUAAAUGUAUGAUGUAUAUAAUAAGUUUGGAUUGGUAUGGGGUGUACCUUGUAAUUUAUGGAAAAACCUAUUUUGUAUGAAGUAUAUCUACAUGGUGUCCAUGUAUCGUUCUCCAACAUAUGUAUAAACACAUCUUGUGAAAA
Lineus longissimus is the source of this 8855-nucleotide messenger RNA. RefSeq lists its product as uncharacterized. The transcript has 21 exons. Gene Ontology annotation, cellular component: nucleus. Lineage: Eukaryota; Metazoa; Nemertea; Pilidiophora; Heteronemertea; Lineidae. The coding region runs from base 53 to 2986 and encodes 977 amino acids. Gene Ontology annotation, biological process: positive regulation of transcription by RNA polymerase II; carbohydrate metabolic process. Gene Ontology annotation, molecular function: transcription cis-regulatory region binding; protein binding; beta-N-acetylhexosaminidase activity. The record is from RefSeq and is a predicted model, not a curated record.